Gamsiella multidivaricata is the source of this 1026-nucleotide messenger RNA. Its product is annotated as fatty acid desaturase-domain-containing protein. Lineage: Eukaryota; Fungi; Mortierellomycota; Mortierellomycetes; Mortierellales; Mortierellaceae. The transcript has 2 exons. The record is from RefSeq and is a predicted model, not a curated record. The coding region runs from base 1 to 1026 and encodes 341 amino acids. Gene Ontology annotation, biological process: lipid metabolic process.
AUGGCUAUCACAGCACUUGAUCGCGCUACACUGCCCCAAACAAGGCCCAAUGCUGAGGACGUGCAAAAGAAUACCCUGCGGGAUCACUCUAGACCUUUCGAGGCAACGGAAACCCCAACAAGAGUUAAGCGUCUGGCGCUGAUCACCUCGGAGGACCUCAAGACACCGACCAUUGCCAUCCCAACGAUCACUGUCGCUGCUGGGUCCCUUGCGGUCUGGGCAGCUGUCCUCUAUUACGGCGCAUACAAGAAAAAGGUCUCCGCCAUCUUAACAUUCCCUGCCAUGACCGCGGCUUGCUUUGCGUCGUUUACGCCGGUACACGACGGUACGCAUUCAUCGAUCGCCAAGGGCGUGUACAAGAAGCCGAUCAACAACCUGGUCGGGUACCUGUCAGGUAUCCCCUUGAACAUUCCGUUCGGCGUUUACCGCCAGUUGCAUCUCUUACACCACCGACACACUAACACAGACAAGGACCCCGAUGUCUGGGAUGCCCGGGGACCGAUGGUCCUUCGGUUCUUCAAGUGGUUCGUCCCUGACUUUUUUUGGAUCAAGGCUGUGCUGAUGGGCGAAGUCAAGGACGCCAAGAUCCUGGAUGCGGCGCUCUUUUACUUGUCCAUGUUCUGGAUGAUCAAGAAGAUGAACGACAAGGGCCUGGCCUUUAUCAAGUACUGGAUCAUUCCUCAGCGCACUGCAUACUGGUUGCUUACGUGGCUUUUUGCGUACGUGCCCCAUCGCCCCGAUGGAGGCCACACGUACAAUGCCAAGGAUAACGUGUACAAGAUGACGAGCGUGACAGGCGGGAUCCUGUAUUCGAACGGUCUCAACCUUGCGAUCCCGUUGCUGAACCAGCACCUGCACAACAUCCACCACCUCUACCCACAACUGCCCUUCACACAAUACGGAGCGAUAUGGUCCAAGCACAAGGAUGCACUAAUUGCGGCUGGAACGGAGAUCCACCCGGUGUAUUCGUCCACACAAGAAUGGAAGUGGGACGAAGGGCUGGAUGGGCGGAGGAAGUUGAGAUGA